AUGCUCAACUCAAAGGACUUGGUGACACUGUUGACAUUGUUGUCUGAGGAGGAUAAACCAUUAGAGACAGUGUCAACUACGUUCAAUCGUACAUUUGCAAAGAAUGAUCAUUUUAAGAUAGGCUGUGCAGUAUAUACUAUGUUAAAGGAUGGUUUCAUACGUGUACCUUCACAUCGUUUAAUAGCAUUCUAUAUAUUAUAUAGUUUAUAUAAUCAACAACAUCAAUUAAUUGCUGCUCAACAACAACAACAAUCAUCAUCAUCGUCGGAUAAUACUGAAUCAGCUCAAUACUCUACAACAAUACUUGAGUAUCCUAUAAUAUUCAAUCCUUUCUUACCUGUCUUUAUCGAUGAGUUGGAGAAACACUACAAUCACAACAAACAACAACAACAACAAAGUAGUCAACAACAAUAUCAUACAUCGAUAUAUAACAACUCUGUUGAGCGAGCAUAUCUCAUCCAAUUCCUUACUCAUUUGCCAAAGGAUUUCUCAAAGAAGACAUCAAACGAUAUUGAUCAGCAAUACAGGAACAGCAACAACAACAAUGAAUCACAAUCAGCACUACCAGCGCUGAAUGACUAUCGACAACUUUAUCUCGAACGCUUGGCGCAUCACUCAUUCCCAUCGAUAUUGAGUAUCGGUGUCUCGCCAACACUAUUCUUCCCAGAGCAACCAAGCAGUGCUCUGCCACCUCAACAACAACCUCUUGAUACUCAGACGACUACAACUUCAUCAUCAUCCCCAACCCCAACAAGUAACCGUCAAACAAAGAACGCCAACAAGCAACAGCAACAGCAGCAACAACAACAACAACCUAAACUCAAUGAUGUCAAUAUACUACCGAUGGAACUUGACCUCUUCUCAUUCGAACCAAGCUAUAGUAGACCUGCUCCACCUCUAUACGAACAUCCCAAUUUACUUUGGAUCAAUACAUCAAUCAAUCAUGGUCUACUGUUGAGUCCAACGAUGGGCUUCUCAUCAAUCACCAAUCCAAAGAAGGUGGUACGUGAUUUGAUGUCCAAGGCCAUCAGGGGCAGACUAAGGAAAUCACAGAUACAGCAGAUCAAGGCAGAGCUGGACCUGGACCCCAAGAUGGUGCUCUACUCUGGACUGGUGCCAAAGAAGCUGCCCAACCUCGUGGAGAACAACCAGGAGGUGGCCAUCGAGGCGAUGCUCAAGCUGAUCCACUCGCCCGACUUUAAGGACUACUUCCAGGAGUUGAUAUCGAUGGAGAUGAACUACCGCUCGAUGGAGGUGGUCAAUGCGCUGGCCACCUCGGUGGAGCUGCCCAGCCACUUCAUCCCGAUGUACAUCAGCAACUGUAUCAACACGUGCAACUACUGCAAGGACAAGGCUAUGCUGCAGCGCUCUGUGAGACUGGUCUGCGUCUUUAUCCAAUCACUCAUACGCAACAACAUCAUCAACAUCAAAGAUCUGUUUGAAGAGGUCCAAGCCUUCUGUCUCGAGCACUCCAAGAUACGUGAAGCCAUUGGUCUAUUCAAGUUGAUGAAUGAGGAGAACCUUGGUAAUGGUAACAACAACAACAGCAACAACAACAAUGGUGAUAACAACAACAACAAUAACUCUUGA
Molecule: messenger RNA, 1590 nt
Organism: Acytostelium subglobosum LB1
Lineage: Eukaryota; Evosea; Eumycetozoa; Acytosteliales; Acytosteliaceae
Exons: 3
Coding region: 1-1590 (529 amino acids)
Biological process (GO): negative regulation of translation; mRNA catabolic process
Cellular component (GO): CCR4-NOT complex
Source: RefSeq, a predicted model, not a curated record